Messenger RNA from Aspergillus clavatus NRRL 1, 777 nucleotides. Its product is annotated as phosphatidylglycerophosphatase. NCBI's taxonomy places the organism in Eukaryota, Fungi, Ascomycota, Eurotiomycetes, Eurotiales, Aspergillaceae. The transcript has a single exon. Gene Ontology annotation, molecular function: phosphatidylglycerophosphatase activity. Bases 1 to 777 code for a protein of 258 amino acids. The record is from RefSeq and is a predicted model, not a curated record.
AUGCAAGGCACACCCAACACCAACCUCCGCGGCUUCAACCACGCCGUGCACACCCUCCUCCGCAACCCCUCGCAAUUCCUCCCACACCUGACCAUCCCAACCUUUACCUCUCUCCCCGAAAACCUAGGCCCACACCUCAGACCAUCACCAUCACCAUCACCGUCACCGUCACCUUCGCCCUCAGACACCACCGAAAAGCCCCGCACCACACCCACACCCACAAUCCGCGCCCUCGUCCUCGACAAAGACAACACCCUCUGCCCCCCGAAAACCACAACCUUCCCGCCGCAAAUCCUCACCAAGCUUCACGCGCUUCGCACCUCGCCUACCUCGCCCUUCAACGCCACCACCUCCCCAAACUCCAUCCUGAUCGUCUCCAACCGCGCCGGCAGCCACCCGGCCUUCGAGGCUGAGGCGCGCGACAUCGAAACUCGGCUGGCCGCGCUGCGCAUCCCCGUCUUCCGCCUGCCGGCGGGCACCGAGAAGAAACCCUUCUGCGGGCGCGAGGUGGUGGACUGGUUCCGUGAGCGCGGGGUGGUGGCGCGCGCGGACGAGAUCGCGGUCGUGGGCGAUCGCUUGGGGACGGAUGUGUUGAUGGCGGCCAUGAUGGGGUCGUGGAGUGUGUGGUGUCGGGACGGGGUGUAUGAGGGGGUGGAGCCUGGGAAGGGGAGGCCUGGGAUGAAUAUUCUUGAGAAGAUGGAGGUUUGGAUUGAGAAGUAUCUGAGGGAGUCGAGGGGGUUGAAGGCGCCCGCGCCGAAGGGUUGGGAGCGUCAGUAG